Penicillium brevicompactum is the source of this 780-nucleotide messenger RNA. RefSeq lists its product as uncharacterized. Lineage: Eukaryota; Fungi; Ascomycota; Eurotiomycetes; Eurotiales; Aspergillaceae. Gene Ontology annotation, molecular function: 3'-5' DNA helicase activity; four-way junction helicase activity; ATP binding. Gene Ontology annotation, biological process: double-strand break repair via homologous recombination. Bases 1 to 780 code for a protein of 259 amino acids. Gene Ontology annotation, cellular component: cytoplasm; chromosome. The record is from RefSeq and is a predicted model, not a curated record. The transcript is spliced from 2 exons.
AUGGCGAGGGUUUUCUCCUUCCAGGCCAUGCAGGCCGGGCGGCAGUCCGUGGUUGCCAUCCUCCCAACCGGUGGAGGCAAGAGCCUGUUGUUCCAGCUGCACGCCUUCUGCUCCGGCCUUAAGACCACUAUUGUGGUGGUCCCUCUAAUCGCCCUGCAGCAUAACCUGCACGCCCGCAAUCGCGGCCUGAACCUCCGGAGCGAGAUCUGGAACGGCCAGAAGACACCGCCGGGGGACACCAUUCUUCUGGUCACCCCAGAGGCGACUGGCUCCCCAGCCUUUCUCGCCUUUGCCAACCGCCUUGCUGCGGAGCAUCGCCUCGACCGCAUCGUCAUCGAUGAGUGCCACUACCUGUUGUACGAGCCAGCCAACUUCCGACCCGCCUUCGAGUCCCUGUCUACCUUCCCUCGCCCAAAACAUGCCUUCGAAGAGGAAACACAUCAGCAACUAUCACCAGAGAGGAUGGAAAGCCCAUCCCAUCAUUUACGGGGGCUUGAGGGCAGCUCAGGCUGGCUCGAGCAGGAAGGAUUCGACGGCAUUUUGCCCAAGGAUAAAUAUCUACACCGAGAUCGUAUGGAGUUCCGACAAAACCUGAAAGAGAUCUUGGGCUCCACGUGCUGGAAAAGCGGAUCAAUUCCUCUCUCCCUUGAAACGGUCUUCCCGGUACUCUGUGGGUUUGAUCACCCCCUCGCCGGGAAAAACCACCAUGCUCUCGCGGAUGCUCAGCAGUUAGCGCUGCUGACACUCUUUUUUGUCGACCUGUGCCGGCCCGUGAAGUAG